This is a messenger RNA of Gymnodraco acuticeps, 1388 nucleotides long. It is a transcript of the gene slc35a2, whose product is annotated as solute carrier family 35 member 2. The transcript has 4 exons. Lineage: Eukaryota; Metazoa; Chordata; Actinopteri; Perciformes; Bathydraconidae. The annotation marks the transcript as partial. Gene Ontology annotation, cellular component: Golgi membrane. Gene Ontology annotation, molecular function: UDP-galactose transmembrane transporter activity. The record is from RefSeq and is a predicted model, not a curated record. Gene Ontology annotation, biological process: pyrimidine nucleotide-sugar transmembrane transport.
UCCCUGGUGUUUCAGUACAAAGACACUCUGAAGUUGGCCGUCCCCUCGCUCAUCUACACGCUGCAGAACAACCUGCAGUACAUCGCCAUCUCCAACCUGCCCGCCGCCACCUUCCAGGUGACGUACCAGCUGAAGAUCCUCACCACGGCUCUGUUCAGCGUCAUGAUGCUCAGGAAGUCUCUCUCCAGAGUUCAGUGGGUCUCUCUGCUGCUGCUGUUCGCCGGGGUCGCCGUCGUUCAGGUGCAGCAGGAGGGGAAGAAGGAGGCGUCGGUGUCGGACGGCGACAACCAGAACUACACCGUGGGCCUGGUUGCCGUGGUGAUCAGCUGCUUGUCGUCGGGAUUCGCCGGCGUCUACUUUGAGAAGAUCCUGAAGGGCAGCUCGGCGUCCGUGUGGAUGAGGAACGUCCAACUGGGCGUGUUCGGCAGCGCGCUCGGCAUGCUGGGACUUUGGUGGAACGACGGAGACGCCAUCGCCGAGCGCGGCUUCUUUUUCGGCUACACGGGCAUGGUGUGGUGCGUCAUCUUCAACCAGGCGUUCGGAGGGCUGCUGGUUGCCGUGGUGGUGAAAUACGCCGACAACAUCCUGAAGGGUUUCGCCACGUCCUUCUCCAUCAUCGUCUCCACGGUGACGUCCAUCUACCUGUUCGGUUUCCACGUGGACCUGCUCUUCACGGCGGGGGCGGGGCUUGUGAUCGGAGCCGUCUACAUGUACAGCCUCCCCAAAGCGGCGCCCAGCUCCUCGUCCCCUUCCUCCGCCUCGUCCCCUUCCUCCUCCUCUUCCCCUUCCUCGGCGUCUUCAGCGUUGAACGGAGGCGUCGAGAUGGAGGCGUUUCUGCCAAAAGAUAAAGCGCGAGGCGUCGAGUCUCCUCCCCUCGCCGUCUCCAUCACAGACUAAAGCACAACAGAUGGAGCAUGAUGAUGAGGAGGAGGCGGAUGAAGACCACCUGUCUGUCUGUCUGUUUCCUCUCUGCCUUAAAACUCUUGACUUUACUAACUGAAUGAAACGAGGAGAAGCCUUACGGGAUAUAUGUCUGCAGUCUGAUCCUCUGUCUUCACUGAGCAGCCGCAAAUAUAUAAUAUUAUCAUCGUUUUUUAUUUGCAAUUAAGGAUUUAUUUUUGCUAAUUGAUCUCAGAUUUGUAUACAAAUUAUUAUUGUAUUUAUUAGUAUUUUUGUAUUAAAAAAAAUGUGUUAAAUAAGAUAGAAAAAUAUCCCACAGUCCAACAUUUGAUUUAGUCCAUUUGAUUUUUAUUCUUUCAGGUUAUUUAUAGAUUUUGUCUUCUAAUUUAGUUACUUUUUGUUAACCGUCUCAUGACAAGGACAACGCAUGGUAUUAAGGUUUCUCAAAAUAUGUGAAAAAAGUCUCGUCAAAAACUGAGAUAUUUAGG